AUGUCCGCAGUCGACUUACAGGACGAAUUAGAAAGAGAGAAGGCAGCAAGAAACGAGGCGGAAGCUGCUAGGAGAGCGCUUGACGGUGAAUUAAGAGAAGAAAGGGAGGCAGCAGCUGAGCGAUUACGAAAAGUCGAAGAGUUUGCUCAGAUGAUAAGUCGUAAAGAUGCUGAACUGGUGCAAAUCAAACUUAGAAACGACGAAGAAGCAGCUACACGCCAACAGCUGGAAAAGUCUUUACGUGAGUUGCAGUCUCAGCUGGAUGACGCUAUGGAGGACCUGAAGCAGGAGCAUGCGUUACGGUAG
Cooperia oncophora is the source of this 306-nucleotide messenger RNA. Lineage: Eukaryota; Metazoa; Nematoda; Chromadorea; Rhabditida; Trichostrongylidae. The record is from the annotation of a GenBank genome assembly.